CCGCUGGCAGGAUUAAAGUGUUAAGGCUGCCGUGACUUUCGUCGCCGAUCCGUGACGCAUUUCAACUUGAUCUUUCUGGAUGUCGAUUUCACUAUUAAAUCAGAAACUCCUCGGGCUCUCCGCUGCCCCUAGACCUACUGUAACUGACACCCGGGGCGGAGGGUCCGCAGUGCCGGGCUUUUGUUUGAAAAUUUAAAGGUGGGAGGGCUUUCUUUCUGCAAAGGUGGACCUGGAUGGAAGCCGAGCAUUUGGGGUCUCACCCAGCCCCACCCCUGGCCUCGGACUCCAGGGCCCCGCGGGAAGCCGAGAUCCCCCACGAGGUGAUUGAGAGGCUGGCGCACAGUCAGAUCCACAGCAUCCGGGACCUCCAGCGACUCCUGGAGAUAGACUCCGUAGGGCCCGAGGGUGCUCUGGAGGCGAGUCUGAGAGCCCACGGGGGCCACUCCUCCAAGCAUGCGCCCGAGAAGCGGCCCGUGCCCAUUCGGAGGAAGAGAAGCAUUGAGGAAGCCAUCCCCGCGGUCUGCAAGACCAGAACGGUCAUUUACGAGAUACCUCGGAGUCAGGUCGACCCCACGUCUGCCAACUUCCUGAUCUGGCCCCCGUGCGUGGAGGUGAAGCGCUGUGCGGGCUGCUGCAACACCAGCAGCGUCAAGUGCCAGCCUUCCCGCGUCCACCACCGGAGUGUCAAGGUGGCCAAGGUGGAGUACAUCAGGAAGAAGCCAAAGUUAAAGGAGGUACAGGUGCGGCUGGAGGAGCAUCUGGAGUGCACGUGCACGGCCACCGGCCCGACCCCGGACCACCGGGAGGAGGAGACAGGAAGGCGUAGGGAGUCAGGUAAAAAACGGAAAAGAAAAAGGUUAAAACCCACCUAACGCAGCCAACCAGAUGUGAGGUGAGAAUAAGCCAGCGGCCCUUUUCCGGGACACGGAUGUACAUGGCGUGUUACAUUCCUGAACCUACUAUGUGCGGUGCUUACUGCCAGUGUGUGGUCUUUGUCCUCCGUGAAAAACUGUCUCCACGCGCACUCUGGAGAACAAAGAGACAGUAUACGUUUGUUCAGUGCGACAUCAAAGCAAGUAUUGUAGCGCUCGGUGAAACAAUAGGAAGCCUCCUCGUCAAACAAAAAAGACAGAGAGCGAGCAAACAACCACGAAACAUGACAAACAAAACUGACUCACACAAAUAUCUACACAGUUGUCGGAAUGGAGGGACGCCCCGUGGGCCGGACGUGUUGCGCCUCGGUGGACUGGAUUUCUGUCCAGGGUGGUCACAGGUGCUUCUGCCGGGGACACAGCGCCUGCUUUCCGGAGGACUCCGGGCGGGCGCCGAGGGCCCUGUGGGGCACGCGGGAGCCAGGAGUGUCUCAGAACCGCCACGGGACUUAGAAACACAUCUCCUUGCCGUAGUGUUUAAGUCUAUACAGAAACCUUCCCGAGAGCCUUAAGUGGAUUUUUUUUUUACACCAUAAAGUGAUUAUUAAGCUUUCCUUUUUACUCUUUGGCUAGUGUUUUUGUUUUUGUUUUUGUUUUUGUUUUUUUAAAUGAUCUCUUGGAUGGCAUUGACACCUAUAACACCAGGCUGCUGUAAGUCAGGACAGUGGGACGGUAUUUCUCCUCGCAGGAUGCAAACAAACGAGAUGUAUUAAAAUAAAAUGGUAUACCCACCUAUGCAUCAUUUCCUAAAUGUUUCUGGCUUUACGUGUUUCUCCCCGGCCCCAUUUCAUCUUACUUUUUAAUUUAAGCCAUUUCGAGAGAACAGUUGCGUGAACCAAUCGAGUCCGUCCCGGCCUGCCGAUCCCGGGCUCCCCGCCCUGGCCGCCGCCAGGUCGCCCCUGUGCCAGUGUUUGGACAGAAUCUAAAUUCUUUAUUUUUGGGAAGAUGUUACGCUUUACAUGUAUUCAACGGAAAUGUGUGUGUGUGUUGUGUUUUUGUUUUGUAAAGGUGAAGUUUGUAUUUUUAUCUAAUAUUACCACUUUUAUAUACCUGA
Molecule: messenger RNA, 1986 nt
Organism: Felis catus (domestic cat)
Lineage: Eukaryota; Metazoa; Chordata; Mammalia; Carnivora; Felidae
Gene: PDGFA
Product: platelet derived growth factor subunit A
Exons: 7
Coding region: 234-872 (212 amino acids)
Biological process (GO): positive regulation of cell population proliferation; positive regulation of protein autophosphorylation; positive regulation of phosphatidylinositol 3-kinase/protein kinase B signal transduction
Cellular component (GO): membrane
Molecular function (GO): growth factor activity; platelet-derived growth factor receptor binding
Source: RefSeq, a predicted model, not a curated record